CGUUUCCUGUGACGUAAUUAGUCGUGCCGACCGGAAGUAGAACAUUCGGAUUCUUGUUUCGACGGUGUUCUUUGUCGCCCCGUUGCAUCACACGAGUGUCAUACAAUCGUUUCAGUCGAUCCACUUAUUUGUUGGUCACAUUUUUCUGUCGGAGGAACAACGAGUGUCGGACCGUGUCGCCACAGCCGAGGAGCGGCUUCUUACGGUCAGAGUUGUGGGUGGGAGCCUCAGCGACCAUGAGGUGACGACUGUGCGCUUCAACAAGCCGGCGUGGUGGACAUAUGGCACGGAUCACGUUGUGGUUUCUGCCAGCGUCCUGGUACUGCGGCGUAGCCCCCAGGCAGAAGCUCCUGCUGUUGCUGCUGCUGGCCGCCUCAGUCCUGCUUCUCCUGGGCACCCACCAGAGGCUCCUGUGGGCCACCCGCAGACCACAUGGGACUCACUUCAGCAAGUACCUCUCCAGCGCCGAGUCCAUGGAGGCCACUGACGUGCGGGACGCGGGCCUCAACUACGGCGUGGUCGUGGACUGCGGUAGUAGCGGCUCUCGCGUUUUCGUGUACUACUGGCCCCCGCACAACGGAAACCCUCACACGCUGCUCGACAUACGACAGAUGAGGGACCUUGACCGGCAGCCUGUCGUCAAGAAGAUUAAACCGGGUAUUUCCUCGCUGGCGACGUCUCCAACGAGCGCCAGCGACUACCUGUAUCCUCUGCUCGGCUUUGCCGCCGCCCACGUGCCCCGGAACAAACACAAGGAGACUCCGCUCUACAUCCUCUGCACGGCGGGCAUGAGGCUGCUGCCCGAAAGCCAGCAAGUGGCCAUCUUGGACGACCUGGUGAGCGACGUCCCUCUGGACUUUGACUUUCUGUUUUCCCGCUCUCACGCUGAGGUCAUCACUGGGAAGCAAGAAGGCGUUUACGCGUGGAUCGGCAUCAACUUCGUCUUGGGCCGCUUCGACCACGCCGACGACGAGGACGGCACGGUGGAGGUGACCACCGGCUCGCAGCACCAGCGGCCUAUCAGCCGCCGCCGCACUGUGGGCAUCAUGGACAUGGGCGGUGCUUCUCUGCAGAUCGCCUACGAGGUGCCUGGCGCCAUCACCUUCAGCUCUCCGCAAGAGGAGGAGGCGGGCAAGAGCGUCUUGGCCGAGUUCAACCUGGGCUGCGACGUGGAGCACACGCAGCACGUGUACCGCGUCUACGUCACCACCUUCUUGGGCUUUGGCGGCAACAUGGCCCGCCAGCGCUACGACCAGCGCAUCCUCAACACAACGCUGGAGAACAACAGGUUGCUGAACGCUGCGACGGGCCUGAGCGAGGACAAACCCUACCUGGACCCCUGCCUGCCCCUGGCCCUGCCGCACACGGUGGUCCGAGACAACCUCACCGUGCACCUGAGAGGCCAGGGAGACUGGGCCCGCUGCCUGGACGCCGUGCAACCCUUCCUGGGCCUCCACAACGGCACCAUGACUGCAGGCGGCAUCUACCAGGCACCCAUCAACUUCAGCAACAGCGAGUUCUACGGCUUCUCCGAGUUUUACUACUGCAUGGAGGACCUGCUGCGCAUCGGCGGAGAGUACGACAGCGACAAAUACUCCAAGGCCGCCACGGAAUUCUGCGCCACCAGGUGGCCGACAUUGAAACAGCGCCUGGACAAGAAGCUCUUCUCCCAGCAGGCCGACAUCGACAGACUCAAGUUUCAGUGCUUCAAGUCGGCGUGGAUGUUCCAGGUUCUGCACGCCGGCUUCCGCUUCCCCAGCGACUAUCGCGGUCUGAGGACGGCGCAGCUGGUCUACGACAAGGAAGUGCAGUGGACGCUGGGAGCCAUCUUGUACAAGACGCGAUUCCUGCCACUCAGGGACCUCCAGCAGGAGGCGCUGCGCCAGAGCCACCCCAACUGGCUGCGUUCUUCUUUCGUUUACAACCACCACCUGUUCUCGCUGUGCCUGCUGGUGGUGGUGUUGGCCAUUUUGCUUUACAUCCUACGCCUGAGACGCAUCCACCAGCGAGAACAGCGGCAGGCCGACACGCUGGACAUGCUCUGGGCCGACGAAGGAGAGGCGCUCAUACCCUGACCAUUCACAGCUCCUCGCUCCGGAAUCACCACGUGGGGAUUUUUCGUCCGUAUGAAUCCCGAUCGAGUGAUCGCGCGAUGACGUCAUCCUUCUUGUCCUACACUUGAAUGAUUCCCUUGUCAAAACGUUCUCGCCGGGGUGGGCAAACUGUUGACGUGCGGUCCUGCUCGUUGGAAAAAAAAAAGCAAUGCGUAACCUGUAGUUGGUUAAAAAAAACAAAAAUUGUGAAAUUGGAUUAAUUACAAUUAUUCGUUUUGAAAUAGACAUCAUUGCUCUCAAAAAAUUUUCAACAUUUGUCUUAAACCGUGUAGUUGCAAGAAGAAUGAAAAUCAUUUUCGUACGGCUAGCUAGUUAGCUAGCUAUCUCAAAAGUAGUAAAAUAGACAACUUUCCACAUUUUUCAAAAUGAGAUUUUAUAAAAUAACUGGUUGGUUAUAAUCAAAUUAUAAUUAACGUGAUGGAAUGAUUUUAUUAUUGAAAGAAUGUACUCGACAUACAUAUUUUAAGGGUUUUCUUUUUAAUCGGUUAAUUAUAACUCCAAAUGAAAUGGAAAAAGCGAUCAAGUGUGAUCAACCUUUGCGGAUUAGCAUCACGGCUGACCAUCUAACACAGACGUCAAUUUAAAAGCUGAACAAGGAUAUUUUCGUUUUUUUUCUUCCCUCAUUGGCAUUGUGAAAUGAAGUUGUAGCCAAUUAAGCUAGCGGGCUAACGACAACCGAUCUGUCGGUCUCUCUCUCCAAUGAAGUUGGCCCAUGUCCCUUUUACAGAAGUUUUGUUGAGUUUGUCCACCCCCUUCGUUUGUCGUUUGACAGACAAGCGAUAACAUCUUGAUCAAAUGUUUUGAUCCAAAGCUGCUGUUGACUCUUAAUGACUCUUUUUGUACAUUGCUUUUUUUUGCUUGGCCAAAAAAACAACAAAAAAAAAGUAAUUUGUCCAAUGGAUGUGGGCACGGUGCAAUAGUGGGGAAGACACGAUUCAAAUGUGAAUACAAAUGAUUCCAUGCCAAUAAAACAAAGUUUUUUU
This is a messenger RNA of Hippocampus zosterae (dwarf seahorse), 3097 nucleotides long. Its product is annotated as ectonucleoside triphosphate diphosphohydrolase 7-like. Gene Ontology annotation, cellular component: membrane. Gene Ontology annotation, molecular function: nucleoside diphosphate phosphatase activity. The transcript has 14 exons. Gene Ontology annotation, biological process: nucleoside diphosphate catabolic process. The record is from RefSeq and is a predicted model, not a curated record. Lineage: Eukaryota; Metazoa; Chordata; Actinopteri; Syngnathiformes; Syngnathidae. The coding region runs from base 282 to 2075 and encodes 597 amino acids.